This is a messenger RNA of Acromyrmex echinatior (Panamanian leafcutter ant), 984 nucleotides long. RefSeq names its product beta-keto L-gulonate decarboxylase-like. Gene Ontology annotation, cellular component: nucleus. NCBI's taxonomy places the organism in Eukaryota, Metazoa, Arthropoda, Insecta, Hymenoptera, Formicidae. The record is from RefSeq and is a predicted model, not a curated record. Gene Ontology annotation, molecular function: hydrolase activity, acting on ester bonds; zinc ion binding.
AUGAAACUAAUACCAAUAAAUUUGGAUGUACCUAAACAAACUGAACUAGCUACAGUUUUGCAGAAUGAGUUGUGUUCAGAUUUUGAAGAAGUUACAGUCGAAUGGGUGGAUUGUCCUGAUUUGACUCAGGAACCUUUCAAUCUCGCAGCACCAGGAUUAUGCGGUGAUACAAUACUUUUAGAUAUCGGUGGUAUCUCGAAUCUUUUUCCAUUACUAACAGAAGAUAAAAUCUUCAAAAGUAAAAUUUACUUCACAAAUAUCUUACAAAAACUUGAUCGUAUUCUAAAUGAUAAUUUGAUCAUCGGAGGAGGUCAAAUAAAGCAGUCAAAUACAUUAGGCGAACUGAUUAUGAAUGCGUCAUUCUCACCAGCAGAGAAUGAAAUGACCACAGUCAAAAAUAAAAGUAACUUCGCGUAUAUAGAAAUGCCACAGAAAAAAUUUGUAUUGGAAUCCUUAACUGAUCCUAAUCCUUAUUGCAAUAUAUACGGGAACUUCUUCGUCAGCAAAGGUUUGCGAGAACAAGUUCUUAAAGUACAUGUUAAGCAUCGCACAGGUCGUGACUUUAUAUUUGCACUGCAGCACGCAGUUAAACGAUUUUCAAAAUUUUCAAAAAUCAUGGGUUUCGGCGGUACAUUCAUAGUAAAAAACGGGAAAACGAUAUAUCAUAACAUAAAAAAUAAUUGGAGAAUUCCGAUAACAAUGAAAAAUCAUAUGCAUUAUUGCAUUAAAUAUAGGGAAGUUCAAACUUCGCCUAUGGUAGCAUUUGCCACGUUUGUUAGCGCAGACAGAUACAAAGGUACUUACUUUAACCGAACGCACGUCCAUGUUAAGUCUAACGCCGACGGCGGGUAUUAUCAUGAAACUGAACCGGAUAAUAGUAAUACGGAGUAUUUAGGAUAUUUUUCUCCAGCAACGAAGCUCUAUUGUAUUAAUCCCGCACCUGUAUUUCAUGAAAUGCUAAACUUUGCUUGUUUAAGAAAUUAA